Emys orbicularis (European pond turtle) is the source of this 1779-nucleotide messenger RNA. It is a transcript of the gene SLC6A20, whose product is annotated as solute carrier family 6 member 20. The transcript is spliced from 11 exons. Gene Ontology annotation, biological process: sodium ion transmembrane transport. Gene Ontology annotation, molecular function: L-proline transmembrane transporter activity. Gene Ontology annotation, cellular component: plasma membrane. Bases 1 to 1779 code for a protein of 592 amino acids. The record is from RefSeq and is a predicted model, not a curated record. Lineage: Eukaryota; Metazoa; Chordata; Testudines; Emydidae.
AUGGAAAAACCCCGGCCAUUAUGGGACAAUCCCUUACAGUUUAUUUUUGCCUGCAUUUCUUAUGCAGUGGGGCUGGGAAAUGUUUGGAGAUUUCCAUAUUUGUGUCAGAUGUACGGAGGAGGGGGAUUUUUAAUCCCAUAUCUCAUCAUGUUAAUUGUAGAAGGGAUGCCUUUGCUAUACCUGGAGUUGGCGGUGGGACAGCACAUGCGCCAGGGGAGCAUAGGAGCGUGGAAAAUCAUAAGCCCCUACCUCAGCGGGGUUGGCAUUGCCAGUGUGGUAGUGUCAUUUUUCCUCUCCAUGUACUAUAACGUUAUAAAUGCCUGGGCAUUCUGGUACCUGUUCCAUUCAUUCCAGGAUCCCUUGCCAUGGGCCAGUUGUCCACUGAACAGUAACCACACUGGUUAUGACGAAGAAUGUGCGCAGACCUCGUCUACUCAGUACUUUUGGUACAGGAACACCCUGAACAUUUCACCAUCCAUUGAGGAGUAUGGGAGCAUCCAGUGGGAGCAAGCGAUAUGCCUGAUCCUGGCUUGGCUGGUGGUCUAUCUGUGUAUUCUGAGAGGAACAGAGUCUACUGGCAAGGUUGUCUACGUAACAGCUUCUUUGCCAUAUUUGGUCCUCAUCAUAUACUUAAUUAGAGGACUAACACUACAUGGAGCUGUGAAUGGGCUGAUUUAUAUGUUUACACCAAAGCUAGAGCAAUUAGCAAAUCCUAAAACCUGGAUUAAUGCAGCUACCCAGAUCUUUUUCUCACUUGGUCUUGGUUUCGGAAGCCUGAUAGCGUUUGCCAGCUACAACGAGCCAAACAACAACUGCGAGAGACAUGCCAUUAUCAUCUCUUUGAUAAACAGCAGCACGUCAAUAUUUGCCAGUAUUGUGACUUUCUCUAUCUAUGGCUUUAAGGCGACUUUCAACUAUGAAAACUGCCUAAGCAAGGUAAUACUGCUGUUGACAAACGUUUUCGACCUGGAAGAAGGAGCUUUAACUGCAGACAAUCUCGACAGUAUGAAAAAUUACCUAACGUCUACUUACCCAAACCAGUAUGCAGAAUUAUUGCCACAGAUUAAAAACUGCAGUUUGGAAGCUGAACUAGACACGGCUGUCCAAGGCACUGGACUGGCAUUUAUAGUGUAUUCGGAAGCAAUAAAAAACAUGGAGGUCUCUCAGCUGUAUUCAGUGCUGUACUUUAUUAUGCUGCUGAUGCUGGGCAUAGGCAGUAUGCUGGGGAACACUGCAGCUAUCCUCACCCCUUUGACAGACAGCAAAUUUCUGUCCACCCAUUUACCUAAAGAGGUGAUCUCAGGUAUUGUGUGUUUCAUCAACUGCAUUGUUGGCCUGGUGUUCACCAUGGAGGCUGGAAACUAUUGGUUUGACAUAUUCAAUGACUAUGCAGCUACCCUCUCUCUGCUGCUCAUCGUUCUGGUGGAGACGAUCGCUGUUUGUUACGUCUAUGGGCUAAGGAGAUUUGAAAAAGACCUUCUCCUAAUGCUCGGACAUAAGCCAAACUGGUAUUGGAAAAUUAUGUGGGCUUUUGCCAGUCCUGUGCUAAUUAUAAGUUUGUUGAUAUUUUACCUCACUGACUACAUCCGCACAGGAACACUGCAGUACCAAGCCUGGGAUGCCACACAGGGUCAACUGGUUACAAAAGAUUAUCCAAGUUAUGCCCUAGCAGUUAUUGGACUACUUGUGGCUGCAUCCACAAUGUGUAUACCAAUAGGUGCAUUAAUAAUUUUUAUUAUGAAGAGACUGAAGAAGAGAAAUGUAUCAACUCUUGAGUGA